ACCAUGGUGCCGCCCCGUUUAAUGGCGAGCUAACAGCAGCAACACUACGAGGGAGCCACUCUGAAUGUGUUAUAACGCCCAAACGCGUCAAUUAUGUAGUCGCGUUGCUCCGCCAUUCUGACUUUUGGCUCGUUCUCGCAUCGCUGACAAUGCCGAAGAUGAAACUGCGGAUGAAAACGGGCGAGGAAGGUGGCGGCGAAACGACGGAGGAAGAUGCAUUGGCUCCGACGGAACGCCAGCAUAUCCCCAGCGUGGUCUCCCCCACCUCGAUGUCCAACAGGCUGGAGUGUUCGCCCAACGCUUGUGUCAAUCCAGCCCAGCUGGACAAGGAGACUGUUUUUGAAUGGUUCGGCCUUCAUCUAAACCCUGCCAAGCGAAUCGAGUUCAUGUGCGGGCUAAUGCACAUGUGCCAACCCCUGGAGCUUCGCUUUUUAGGAUCUUACUUGGAGGAUCUCGCUCGCAAAGAUUAUCACGUUUUACGGGACUUUGAGUUUCGCGCAAAUACUCCGCACGAGUUGGGGAUUUUAACGGACUUGAUCGACCCGGUAGUGAGGUCCAAGCUACUGGUGUGCCUGUCCCUCCUCGGAUCUGACAGCAGGGAAUGCGCUGGAAUACUCUUUCGCAUACUGAGCCAUGUAGAUCCGUCCCUGUUCUACAAAAAAUACGACUACUCCCUUCCUUCAUUCAGGGACCCUCAGCACCACUCGUUGCAUUCGGAUAGGAAUGCUUGCAAGCAAACAUGCGGCGUCUCAACCACUGAGAUCUCCCCUGGACCUUUGGACCAGUUAGCGCUGCUUUUCAGUAUGGCCUCUUUACACCCAGCUUUUCAUUUUCACCAGCGAGAGACGCUUCGGACGCAGCUUGAUAAAAUUGAGCUGGCAAUCGAAGAGGAAAGACGACGGCUUCAUCAAAACGCACAAACAACGGAUUUGCCAAGCCAGAAGGUUGACUAUCUGCCCUCGUCAUCUUUGGGUUUGGGAGAAUGUGCAGACUCGCACGCUCCUUGCCAGAGCCGACGCUCUCGACGUAGGGCGAUACAAAGAGAAGCGGUGCAUAUAGAGGCAAUUGUGCUCAAGUGUAUCUCUCAGACCAAAAUAGACAAGGAAUACAACUUUGAGGUGAAGUGGUCCGACUCCUCCUCAAGUAAGGUGACCAAAACCCAUUUGGAACUGGAAAAUUUCCUUUUUAAGCUUCCUAAAGAUCAAUGCACUGAGUCUUUUGAGAAGAGCCUCCUGAGACUUUUGAGCCAGGGGCACCACUAUGAGAGCAGAGAGGGCGAGAAAAGCCUCAGGGAAAAGUUCCUUGCCGCUCCUCCAAUUUUCAGACAGACCAGGAAGGUGUGCAUCUUCUUCAAUUGUGAAUCCGCUUACUCUACAAAACCGUCAGGUUGCCGUUGCAAUUGUCAGCUGGGGAAAAACUUACAAGGUGAUUGCUCUGACGUCUCUAGUCAGGACGAAGGUAUAGACUCAUACAGUCAGGGGCACAAGAAAAAGCACGGACCCAAGAGUGCAAGUCAAAGUCUGUCUAGUGCCAAAGGCCCUCAGGGAGACAGUCGGAGGGGACCUCAUGUCGCCGAGCUCAGUGGUCCGUCAGAAAGGAGGAAGAGGGGCUUCAUCCCGAGAAGCGUGCCGGAACCUGAACAGGACACAGACAAGCGAAGCCACCCAGGAGCCAAGACUAAAAGCAGAGUCCUGCCCACUGACAGAGGCACGCAAAAGGGAUCUUCAUAUGUGACCAAUGGGAAUCUGGCACCAACACAUUUGCCUCAGAAGAAAGGCUUGGUGGCUGUUGCCGGCUCCGGACUGGACACGUUUGGUGAAACGUCAUCAGAGAGCUACAGUUCUCCAUCAAGUCCUCAGCACAGAGGAGCAGAGACUCUGGAUAGUGAAGAUGAUAACAAUAAAGAUACCGACAGCCACUCUGAUGACUCCUUCAAAGUACCAGGCCCCGGCAUGUUCUUCACUCAUCAAAGUGAUCCAAGUGCUGUGGGAAGCGCCAUGUCUGUCCACCCUUUGUCCCCUAACAUCCACGCACCCCAGAUGGACUUGACUGGCCCUGAGAACAGCUUACAGUUUCCCCCCCUUUCUUUCAUGCACCCUUUGCCUGACGUGCUCCCAAACGGCGCCAGUGACCCUCCGCUGACUGUGCCUCCACUUCCCAGCCAAAGCAUUCUGGCGGAUGGGAAGCCAGCUUCUGGUCCGCUGCUGAUGCCGAUGCCUGCGGUGCUUCCGGUGAUGCCGAGCCAAGGAGAACCGGAUAAAAGGGACCUAGCGUUUGGUAUUUCAUCUAUGGGCUUCCAGCCUGGUGUGCAGCCUCUGGUCCAGAGGUUCAAAACAGCUUUGCCACAUAACCAAGGUGGUCACGACGGCUCGUCAGAAAGCACUUCUACUCCUGUUGCCUCGCAGUCCGCACAGCAAGCCCCGGUGCGACCUGUGGGGGCCGCGUCUUCCGGCCUGGCCAUGUACCCUUCCUCUCUGCCCUGCCAGGACGCGGCCACUCUCAGUUCAGGCCUGACGCGGUCACUCCCUCUCGGAGAGGCUUCGCAUGCCAAGCACCCAGGUUUAAGCUUACCAUCUGCUCUGCCAUCCCCCUACGCCUUGCAACCUGGAGGUGCCCCUGCAGCUACCGGACUUGGAGCAUCUCCCGGACACGUGCAAGCAGGCGUGCCUGCGGCCGUACCCACGCACACCCCGGGCCCCGCCCCCAGCCCCAGCCCAGCACUUGCUCACAGCACGGCGCUCAGUGACUGUCUAUCUUAUAGCAACGCCAGUGCUUCCUGUGGAAGUGGCUGUGACAAUCCUAUCGCGCUUCAGCAAAGUCAGCAGCAACAAGUGCCCCCACAGCCGCCAGCGCCGCCGCCGCCACCGCCACCACCACCGCCGCCUCCGCAACAACAGCAUCUGAUGGGCUGCGGGACUUGCGGCUGCCACAACAACUGCGGCAGUCGAGGUAGCAGCAACAGCGUGAGCGGCUGCCAAGCGCCACUGUUUUUCCCCAACCACCAAAUGGCGGCAGCGGUGCGGCAGGUCUUCAGUGUCCCGCCCCCUCUCUUCCAGCUCACGAGCCUGUGCAUCAACAGCUACCUCACCCAGGGCCAGCCACCCCACCAGGCCAACGGGGCCGCCACCCUCCCUCCCUUCUACCCAAGCGCCCCGCCCCCCGGCCACCAUUCGGCCUACGGCCACCUGCACUCGCACCCUCACAGCCACGCAGACGUGCCAUCGCACAUGCUGAGCACGCAGGUGGUGGCGGCGGCGGCCGCGAGCUACAACCUCCAGCAGCAGAUGACGCCAGGCGCGUCGUUCCAACGCAUUUACCAACAGGUCUACCCAAAUCCUCUGGGGAUGCUUCAGGCUGCUUCACUGGGUGCCGGCGGGCUCAAUAAGAAGAACGGGAGCGUGUCGUGUUGUAACUGCGGUGUGAGUGGACACUAUGCUCAGGAGUGCAACCAGCCCUCCAUCGACUCCACGCAGCAAGGUGGCUUCCGGCUAAAGUAUGCAGCUUCACACGUUGCAGAGGCACUCGAUGGCACUGACUGAACAAGUGGAGCUGUUCUCACGGUCAUGCGGUCAUGGUGAUCCCGCCCUGCUUCCUGAUGCUUCCAUGCGCUUCGAAAGAGCAACAACAACAACAACAAAAAUGAAACCCGAGCCUUGUCACAGGCAGCGUUCCCUUUUUAAGGGCUCAACGGACAAACCCGACGAAAAAAAGUAUUUGUGCCUAAGCCAUGUUGACAUGAAAUAAUUUCAAUGGUCUUGUGCACAUGGGUUCCUCCCCUUUCAGUUAAUUUUGGAUUUUUUUGCACUGAGGGUUGGAGAACAUUUAAGUUAUUGUUACUUGAUUAUUAUUAUUAUUAUGAUGACAAUUUUGUUAUUUCUUUUAAGGCGCUUUUAGAGAUUUUACUUUUUAAAGUGAAGAUAAGCCUAAACAACAACAAACAAACAAAAGUUAUUCUGCUUCUAAACCAUAGUAUUUAUGCUUUGUCCACAUUACUGUUUUUUUGGAAUGUUUUAUUUGUUUCACAGAUUUUUUUUUUCCCAGAUAAAAACAAUAAUCAAAAAUGUAAUUGUUAAGAAAAUAGUGUUUUGACCUCACUGUAAGUUUUAGAAUGUAUGUCACAUUUAAGGAAGCUGAUGUGAGAUGUGUGAAUCCAAUGCUUGUUUUGCCACUCAAUAAGAUUGUGGGCAUUUGAAGGUAAUUGCUGCUUUGAACUUGAGUUUUGUUUUAGUUUUUUUUUUGUCCGCCGCUUUUUUUCCAAAUGCGCCCCCCCCCCCCAUUGUGCACUACAAAACCAUAAUAAGAAAAUGAGUUCUGACUCAUUCCAGUAAGUACAGUGAACCCUCGCAUAUUCACGAUGUGGCAUUCACGUAUUCAUGAUUUGUUGUUUUUGUUUGUUUACAGUGUUUUGUUUUCGGUCUUACCCUCUGUUAUUCGCUGAAAAACUUACCCUCAUUAUGGCGGGGGAGGAGGGUCUUGUUGGUCUUGUUUACGGCCACCUGUUGGAAAACUAUCUUUUUUUUUUCAUGCGUAAUUUAAAUGCCACGAUUAACGUGGCAAUGGUUGUUAAGGAAGCGGCUGCUAAGUUGUUUUUCUAACACGGUCUUGGGAAGGUCAUGAUCUAAAACAUUCUUGCAAUGGGUCAAAAGGUCUGUGGAUGCGAUGUCAAUCAGGUCAGACUUGUUAUGAUUCAAUUCGUUCACGGUAUUGAAUGCAUUUGCACAUGUAUCGAUAAAUUGGUUAAUUUCAUCCUUUAUAAAAAAAUAAUUAUUAAUCAAGUGUGGUGCUAACCCACACACUUUGGUAGGGUGGAUUUGGAUUUGUGGCACUCACUUGUUUGUUUUGGGCAUCACCCAUUCCAAAAUGUCAAAUUCUAUCAACUACAUGAUUGAUAAUCAAGCAGGCACAAGAAUUGCAAGCCAAAUAUUGGCUCAUCCCAACAAGUCUGGGGUGAAAUUUUCAGUCAAGAAGAUUAGAGACACUUGAUGAAAACCGCAGUCCACUGAAGCUUUAAAACCCAGUUUAAGGUACUACUAGUAUCCUUUGUUUUCACAAUUCAGUGCCCGAGUAGCAGGGCACACAAAAACCGCGGUUUAUUUUGGGGACAUGCGGUAAAUGCACAAGCCGCUUUCCAUACCAGUUUGGUAACAAAAUAUCCUCCGCUGAGUUCUCUCUCCACGUCCGUUGUGUUCAUUCGAGCUGCUUGCCGUCGCAAUUAAGAACUAUGCAUGUACAUUUCUUGACACGCUAAGGUGUAUCACUUAAUGGUUGAUUAGUUGGGAUAACACUGUUGUCAGGAUACAUUUUCUGCAGUUACUUCUGUCCCACGCUGCUUCCGAGAAAUGGCUCCCUUCCGAAUUUGAUAGACUGUAUCACAAGCAUCGACGGCGUCCACCAGUCGAAGUUGUGAAGAGGGAAGGAAGUACUGUGUAAAUAUACUGUGCAGGAGGGGGCGGGGCUUAAACUUAAGUGUUGUGUUGACCUCAGUGGUGUUUAAACAAUAAC
Messenger RNA from Hippocampus comes (tiger tail seahorse), 5502 nucleotides. It is a transcript of the gene zcchc2, whose product is annotated as zinc finger, CCHC domain containing 2. The transcript has 15 exons. Bases 150 to 3539 code for a protein of 1129 amino acids. NCBI's taxonomy places the organism in Eukaryota, Metazoa, Chordata, Actinopteri, Syngnathiformes, Syngnathidae. The record is from RefSeq and is a predicted model, not a curated record. Gene Ontology annotation, molecular function: nucleic acid binding; zinc ion binding.